Molecule: messenger RNA, 744 nt
Organism: Scophthalmus maximus (turbot)
Lineage: Eukaryota; Metazoa; Chordata; Actinopteri; Pleuronectiformes; Scophthalmidae
Gene: rnaseh2c
Product: ribonuclease H2, subunit C
Exons: 5
Coding region: 111-521 (136 amino acids)
Biological process (GO): RNA catabolic process
Cellular component (GO): ribonuclease H2 complex
Source: RefSeq, a predicted model, not a curated record
CCCGCUAGGGGCAAGCAGAAAAAAACCCGCGAAAAUAUCGUCGUGCGCAGAAGAAGACGCUUCCUACGUCACACGCAGCGACUGACGCACACCGGAGAACUGCAGGAAGGAUGUCCUGUAACACCAGUGUUACCCGUGUUCACGUAUCACCAGUGGGCCAGGCACCGCGAGCGCCAGUCCACCUACUGCCCUGCGAGAUUGAGCACAACGGGCCGGCUCAGGUCUCACAGUUCUUCAUCGCAACCACUAAAGACCGCAAAUAUGAGAAAACGGUGUCAUUCAGAGGACGUGGGCUGAAGGGGCAGGAGCUCAGCUGUCCACAGGGCUACACCGGCCUGGUGCUGAAGGAGAUCAACAAGCCUGGCUCUGACCAGGAGGACAGGACGUUGAAGGUGUCCUCUGUGUUCGACAAGCUUACUUACUGGAACCUGGAGACUCCUCCAAAUUCUGACGACACCAUUGUGAUGGCGAUGGAUUGGCCUGAGCUAGCUGAAGCAAUCCACGUGCCAGUUGAAGACUGAAGAGAGAGACAAACCUUCCUGCUCAGAGAAGGCCAGUCGGUAACACCUCAGCGUGUGAGAGAUAAAUGUACAGUUUGCUGGUUACUGGCCACAGUCAGUGAUGAGACUAAACACAUGCUAUCCAGUGUGGUGUUCCUGUUUCAGAGCAAUAAGUUACAGGUGUGAUGUUCAUAUUUUUGUACAUGUUCUUUCGUAGUGAAAAUAAAAAAUGUUGAUGGACCAA